This is a messenger RNA of Eufriesea mexicana, 1958 nucleotides long. Its product is annotated as cat eye syndrome critical region protein 5. Lineage: Eukaryota; Metazoa; Arthropoda; Insecta; Hymenoptera; Apidae. Gene Ontology annotation, biological process: glycerophospholipid biosynthetic process. Gene Ontology annotation, cellular component: mitochondrion. Bases 249 to 1436 code for a protein of 395 amino acids. The transcript has 4 exons. The record is from RefSeq and is a predicted model, not a curated record.
GUUUGUGAUAAAAACAAAAGACAUUAUAUACUCUGUCUGAUAAUAAUGCUACUUGUGUUAUGUAGUGUGUACUGUGUCCUCUUACGGCACGUGAGAAAAAUACGAUCAAAUCUACUGUGUGGUCUGUAGGUCACUAUAACCUCAAAACGUUGCAUUAUGCAUAAUCAAUCUGUGAGAAGUAGCCUUUGAAUAUAGUGUAGCCUUAAGAUAUUAUCGUCGCAUCUUUAUUUACGUGUACCACUGCCAAAAUGGCAAUUAUGAAAAUAUUGUUACGACCAGAUAUCGGAAGGUUCACUGGGGUCAGACAUUUAAAUACUAAACCAAAAUUUGGUCUACUUUUUGACAUUGAUGGUGUAAUAAUACGUGGCAAAAAUGUAUUACCUCCUGUACCAGAGGCUUUCAAACAACUUCAAGGGAAAGAUGGCAAAUUUCGUGUGCCAACUGUGUUUGUCACCAAUAGUGGAAAUGCAUUGCCUAGGCAAAGAGCAGCAGAUUUAUCCAAAUGGCUAGGAUUUGAAGUAAAAGAGUCACAAGUUGUUAUGGCUCACACACCAUUAAAAUUAUUCCAACAGUAUCACAAUAAACAAAUACUGAUAUCUGGUCAAGGCCCCAUUAAAGAAAUAGCUAAAGAGUUGGGGUUUAAAAAAACAGUAACUAUCGAAGAAGUAGUAAAAAAUUUUCCCUCUUUAGAUUAUAUAAAUGUGGAAAAGAGAAAUCCAAUAUGUGGUCCUGUGGAUCCGAAGUUUCCUACAAUAGAAGGCAUUGUAUUAUUUAAUGAACCAAUUUCUUGGGAAACCCCAUUACAAUUAAUUGUAGAUAUUUUAAUGACUAAUGGCAUGCCUGCUGGUUUACUUGAUGAAAUUGCAUAUCCACAUAUUCCAGUCUUGGCAUGUAAUAUGGAUUUAUUGUGGGUAUCAGAAGCACCAAUUCCCAGAUAUGGUCAUGGUGCUUUUCUAUUAUGUCUAGAAUCUUUAUAUAAAAAAGUGACAGGAAAAGAUUUGAUGUAUUCUGCUCUAGUCGGGAAACCUAGUGAAAUUACAUACUAUCAUGCAAAUUCUGUACUUCACGAGCAUGCUAGAAGUAUUGGAAUAGAUCAUAAUGUUGACACUAUAUAUGCUAUUGGAGAUAAUAUCAAUACUGAUAUUUUUGGUGCAAAUUUAUAUGAUAAAUAUCUGUCAUAUUGCACGAAGGAGGAAGUAUUAAAGUCUGAUAAAUUGAAGAAACUACUUAACAAAGAUAUUGAACCACCUAGUGCAAAAGCUUGUAUUAGUAUUUUAGUCGAAACUGGUGUCCAUCAACGAGAUUCGAAUUUUAUAUCAGAACAUACUCAUGCAGACUUCUUACCAAUUGAAGAAAGCCUGUGCAAGCCUGCAUUCGUAGUGAAACACGUUGGCGAAGCUAUUAGUGUCGCGUUUAAGGAAGAAAAAUUUGACUGAACUAAAUAUGUAUAGAACGUAUUUUUAGAUCUGGAAUGUUCACAUCCUAAUAUCAAUUAAAGAAAAAGAAGAUAUAAGAAAUUAGAUAUAUCUCCGCUAAUGUGAUCAUAGUUGGCACGUUACCACAAUACAAACAUAUAUAUAGAAACAUGGAGAAAAAGGAAAAUAAAUAAUGAGAAAUAUAAAAAUGUUUGCUGAGACGAAGACUGACCACCUAUGUAAAAUUGAAUCGAUAAUAACCAACUAACUAGAGCUGGUCGAUAAUUUGUUUUAACAUUAGCAAAUUAAAGGGGAGGAAGAAGAAGCAGUAAUCGUUGUUUAUCGAAGCGAUAAAAAAUUAUUUAAGAUUGCAUGAAAGAAUAUAGCGCUCUACAAAAUUAACGAUGCCAUAGAUAAUAAAGGGCAAUUAUAUACCCAUAUAUACAGUUCAUUGCAAAAUUGAAAGCAAUGCACAAUUGUAUUGCUUUUUAAUUAUAAUUUAAUUAUAAUUUAUUUAAUUAUAAUAAGAAGUCUGUGAUUUUU